AAUCGAGAGAGUUACAGAAAUGGGUGCGGGUAAGAAGGCGCUGGGGACGACAGGGGAGUUCUUCAGGAGGAGGGACGAGUGGAGGAAGCAUCCGAUGCUCUCCAAUCAGCUCCGCCACGCCACGCCCGGCCUCGGCAUCGCUCUCGUUGCAUUCGGCGUCUACCUCGUCGGCGAGCAGGUCUACGACCGCCUCAUCGCUCCAUCCCACUCCUCCUCCUCCUCCUCCUCUCAUCACGCCCACUCUCAUUCCGUCACUUCAACCGCCGCUACUCACUGAAGAAAGAGAAUUCAGCAGGUCAGGUCAGAUGGGUGCUCGUGGUCAACAGGAGUCAGCAGGAGGAAAAAGUUGUGGAGUUUCUUAUAUUUCUGUGCCCUUUUCUGCUUGAUGUUUGAAUAAAAUGUUUUCACUUCACUAGGGCCUUAACAAACUUGAAGGCUGUAAGUUUUAUUUGUGCAGAGUUUUAAUGUGUUGUCGCUACUCCCAGAAUGUCUUAUAUUUGAAGAUUGCAUCAUUUAAAGUUUGUGUUUUGUUUCUA
This is a messenger RNA of Pyrus x bretschneideri (Chinese white pear), 536 nucleotides long. RefSeq names its product NADH dehydrogenase [ubiquinone] 1 beta subcomplex subunit 3-B. Bases 20 to 277 code for a protein of 85 amino acids. Lineage: Eukaryota; Viridiplantae; Streptophyta; Magnoliopsida; Rosales; Rosaceae. Gene Ontology annotation, biological process: electron transport chain; mitochondrial respiratory chain complex I assembly. The record is from RefSeq and is a predicted model, not a curated record. The transcript has 2 exons. Gene Ontology annotation, cellular component: mitochondrion.